AUGACGGUGAUGUUCAAGACAAAAUCGCAGAAAUACGAAUCGCAGACCAAGUCGGACGACGACCGCACGUCGGAUGCAUCGGAAGUCCGAGCCCAGGCUAUCAACAAGAAAAAUCCCCCCUCCCCAUAUCAAAACGGAACUUCUGAUGCUGGAUUUGUGUACACAAAACAGCUUUGUCAUGUUAGAAGGGAAAAGACGCGGACUGUAGUGCAGGGUGGCGUGGGAAGGCCUUGCAUCUUCAGCAUGACAGGAGGCAGCUGGAACUGGGAAACACGAUGACAAAUUGCCUGCAAAUGAGGCCACAACUCCGGCUCUUGGCCUUCUAGCAAUACAAGUCGCUUUGUGUACUCAAAUACAGCAUCACAAAUUUCGCUUUCGAUAUGCGGAGGGGUGAUUCUUCCUUUUGAUACAGGCCGCGCGGCAGUGCGUCCGACAAUUGAGGAUACACCCGGUCCUAUGCGUUGCAAAUAUGUCUGGGUCUGGAAAGUGGUAGUGCUAAAAAUGAAAGAUAUUCGCACUGCAAUACGCAGCCAAGCAUGACAAAUUUUUGGGCUGCUAGGUGUUGCGUAUUCCGCAUGUCAUGCGGAACACGCAAGACGACAGCCUUCUCGUGCUCACGCAUCACAGGUUUGAGAGUCAUGCCAGACAAGCAUGACAGACUUGCAUUCUUGCAGACAUCCAGGGAUAUUUGCAUUUGAUAGGUCCUGUGCAUGAACUGGCUCACUCUGGUGGAUUCGCUGGAGCAGUUAUCGCGGCUAGCACAGCUGGAGUCACUGAUACCAAGUGAAGAAAGCGUCGCGGAGCAGAAAGGUAGAUCCAGUGACACGUUGCUUGUAGAAGUUCAUGUAGUUAUCGUGGCGCAUUGUUGCUACUCAAACGUGAGUGACGAAAUCACAUUCGCAUAUAUUUGCAUGUUGAUGACAGAUAGGGCGACCAUGCAGGUGCAGAUGGUGACAAGAAGAAUUCUCUAUCCCUAAACCUUCUGUUACAACUGUAAUUCCAAGGUCGCGUUUCUACUUCCGAGGGCACGUUGUGGGACCAAGCGGCGCACGAAGACGCGAUUAGGAUUUUGGUAGAGGAAGCGAAAGUGAAUGUCUGCCUCCGGAUGAUGAUAGACUACAAAGAGUGGCAGUUUGCCGUGGGGGAUACGAUAGCGCAGGACAGGAGACUCCGAGAGAUAUGCGCGCAGCUGAACAUGGACGAGUACUGUUGAUAAUCAACCCACACUAGAAUCAGAUUCUAGUGUGGACUUUGGAUUCCUUUUUUCUGAUAUCAUUAUGAUUUCUUUCAGGAAUGUGAAUGUGUUGUGGCGUGAAAGUAAGUAGUUCCUUGCGCAGCAUUGUGUUCGCUUUGCUUCUACUGGUUGUGGCAUCUACUAUGAGUUGGAAACGAAAUUGUCCAAUAAACAUUUUUAGGCCCGCUGCAAUACGGAAAUGCAAUCUGUUUGAAGAAUCGCUGGGGCUCCUACUGCUUCGGGGCUUUAUGCACGUGGAGACGCUGCAGCUCACCGACUGCAUUCUGCUCAUCGAGCAUAUCGCCACGGUAUAGUAUACUUACUUUCUUCUUUGCAUGGACGUUGGCACGCUUUUCUCGCUUCCAACUGCAAUGCUGGCAUGACAAAAGUGAAUCAAUACGAAUACGGAAGUAGAUCAUGAACGAAAUGUCCUCUCGUCAGGUCCUCACAACCGCGCACGAUAGGAAGGGUGACAACGUGUACAAGGAGAGUCUGAAAUCCCAGGAAAAUGUGGUCAUCUACUACUUUACGGCCCUCAUGAAGCACGCCGAGCAACUGAACAACCGGGAGCUCCUGGCGAAGCUGAAUAUCCAAGAAAAAAACAUUGUAGGUGUAACUUUUUUGGAGGAACAGCAUUACAAAUUUGUCUGGCAUGACAGCAAAAACCUGUCAUGCGCAGAUCGUACGCGAAAACGCCCUUUAAUGGAUCCUACGAUGCAUGCCAAGCAUGACAGACGCAAUCACUUUGCAUGUUGCGCAUCACAAAUUUACAAUAGCAACGUUUUUAUUUCUUGGAUACUGAAGGAACACAGAAUACUUUAUCUCGUCUUGCGCCACGUGGUCGCCAGGAAGGGGGACUACCAGAUAGACUUCCUCGGUAGCAUCUAUUGUUGUUUGCUGAGGUAGUUCGACGUGAAGGUCGUACUAGUUGUAGAAGAAUUUGAAGAAUAAACUCAGGGACAAUGUGAAAUAGAUACCACGACGCAACACUACAAAAAUAUAUAAUUCCAGGUGUUGCCGUAGAGGGAUUCGCAAAGUUAGCGGAGAACGUAUCCUGUGUAAAAACGUCCCCACCCCAGAGUUGUGAUGCAAAUCUGAAUGCUGAAAAUGUUUCUCAUACGGAGCCCCAUGAGAAGCAUUUUCCAGUUGUGUUUUGGAAUUUGUCAUGCUCGAAUCAGCAUGAUAUACUAGGUCUGUGAUGCUGCUGAGCUAGCUCAAACAGCACUGCACUACGAGUCCAAAUCUGUCAUGCAAAACAGCCAAAACUUGUGGACUUGUCUAGCCGAGUCCCCAUCUUGACUAUGGGGCGGGGACGUUUUUGCAUAGGAUAAAACGAGGACUUUCUGCCCAUAUGGCAGGAUUUUUUCAGCGGAGGGAAAGAGGAAAUGCAAUCCUUUCUGCAGGAUCUCGAACCGCUGCUGCAGCAGAUUCUUCAGCAGUACCCCGAUAAGAAGUCGGAGAUGCGGCCCCUCUCGGAUUGGAUUCGGAAAAUCAAACGGGCGGCGGUGUGAGGGAUACUUUUUGAGUUUUUUCGUGGUGGGAAGAAAAGAAGUACUUACACACAAAUGCUGUAACUUAUCAUCAAUACGUAAAAUUGAUGAAGAAGCACCACCUGUGGCGAGUGCUCGUGCUAUUUCUACUACCAGGAUCUUUAGCAGCAAAUGCAAAAUUUUAACAAACAACCCAAUGGGCUUAAUGGUAAAAUUCUACUGGUUUAGCUCACCGCUACUCUUUCCUUAACACAAAAAAUUUCCGAGCGAGGAGGAGCUUAAUGGACAAUUUGAACUUUCACUCAUUUAUGAUUAUUUAGCAAAAAAUGGACCACGGAGUAGAAACGGCUGUGCUAGGUACUAUUAUGGAUACGCGGCGCCGGGCUUUUUACGCUACUACAUGAUUGCAGUAUAUAUCUGCUUUGCGCCCCAGUGUAGUUCCAGCACAGCUGCUAGUAGAAGUACACGAAAUUAUACUAACGUCGCUCCUUGUUUCUAUAUUCUAUUGCUCAUUUCCCCCGGCUUUGUAUUACACCCCCUCGGAGUAGUUUUUACACGCAGCUACCG
This is a messenger RNA of Amoebophrya sp. A120, 3291 nucleotides long. The record is from the annotation of a GenBank genome assembly. NCBI's taxonomy places the organism in Eukaryota, Dinophyceae, Syndiniales, Amoebophryaceae.